CAAACUUUUUGUUACCAACAAACCAUCUAUGAUUGCUCCACACUCGGUAUAGUAUGGUCCCUUUUUGUAGAUGGCCCCCCCACUGACGAAUUCUUAAAAAAUGCCCUGCUUACUAUGGAAAUAGUUAUACUAUAUAGGUGCAGUUAUUAUUUUCUCUAAUAUGUUCAUUAUUUUUUCGGGGCAAACGAUAUAUAGCAUCAUCACAAAAGGCAUUGAAGGAAGCUUAUACAUCAGGAUAUAAAGGUACAGCCCACACGUAUAUCAACCACUUUGCCAUCGCUUUACCGUCUACGGCAUUUUUUUACUGUUUUUUAAUUAUUUUCAGCUGGUAAAGAAAUGAUUGCCAAAAUACAGAAAGAAAAUUCAAAUGCCGAGAAAAGAUUUACGAUUGGUAAAUAUGUCAUUUAUCAUAAUAUCAGCUAAGCAAAUGUAAUGCUAAUGUAAACAGAAUCUGACAAGCUUGUUCACCUAUACCGAACAUUUCUUUGGAAAAAAUGCAAGAAAUAAGAAGCCGGUAUAUGGCUUUAAUAUCUUUUUAGAAAACCUAAAUAAGGCUGCUCGUCACCGCAAUGUCUAUUUGGAUGCUGUUGGAGGUGAUCCCUACGGUAAAAUGAGUUCUAUUUUUUAUUUAUUGAAAAUUUUUUCAAAAUUCCGAGGUUGGAAAUAAAAAUGAAAUUUUUUUUCGAAAUUUUGAGGUUGGAAAAAAAAAAUGAAAAUUUUUUCAAAAUUCCGAGCUCGGAAAAAAAAAUGAAAUAGCUUUAAUUUGGCACGUAGAUAACUAGACAAUAUUGUACAUAACUUACAUAGACAAUUAAAUUUAACAAGAAUAUAUAAGGAGAAUACUGACUAUGGAAGGUACCAAAAAUGGCGAAACACAAAGGUCAAAGGAGACUAUUACUCAUUUAAAUGGCACAACAAUUACUUAAUCCAAGUUCUCAACUGUCAAAAAUCAAAACUUUAUUUCUUUUUUUCACUGUAUUUUGAUAAAAUUGCGCAGUCUUAACCAAUCAUAAUUGAGAAAAGUUUAAUUCAUGUAUAUUAUAUAGAAUCGAAGUUUACUGAUUUUCUGUCACUCUGCAUGAGGUGUUUGAAAAGCUUUAACAGUUUUUAGAACCUAAAUUGAUAAUGAUCUUUGAUGGCCUACGUGCAUGCUAGGGCGUAAAAAAUACCUGUGGUUCCGGUUUCAUAUCGUGAAAAAAUUAGGGUCGGUAGGUCGGAAAUAACUGAUUUUUUUUUUAAUAUAUUUUUCAUGGUUUUGCCGGUUUUUUUGCUGGGCGAUUUGCAAUAGAGUCCCAACAUCAAUAUUAACUAGAGGUGCAUAUUUCCUAUGGACGAAUUGAGGCAAUUUGGUUCAAUAAUUAUUUGUGACAACAGACGCCAUUUUGGCACGCUGUUUGAGCAGCCCGCAACCACCUGGAGAAAAUAGGGUCGCACAGUCAAUCGCGUUGAAAAAAUAAUAGGGUCGGCAGAAAAAAAUAGGGUCGGUCGGGAACCGGAACCUCAGGUAUUUUUUUUUACGCCUAGUAUCGUAGCGAUCUAACACGAUUUAGUUUUUCGAUCAACAGUAACCUCUUUUCGUGGAUUAUUUUAGAAAACGUUGACAAACAUAAUAUUUUUUUCUCGUUUAAGGUGGUAGUAGUGUGGUUGCAUCUCAACAACACAUAAAUUGGAGUCAUCGUGGAAAGCGAACAGUCAACUAAUGGGUCUAUAGGGGAUAUAUCACGGUAACCGCGUUAUGUUGAACAAGCAUACCGUGAGAACGUAUGGAUAAUUUAUUUGAAUUGUAUCACCAUAGGAAAAGUACAAGGACUAAUUUACAUGUAUGUUGUUCACAAAGAAAUUUAUGAAAUUAAAAGCUAAACACCCUGG
Molecule: messenger RNA, 1869 nt
Organism: Paramuricea clavata
Lineage: Eukaryota; Metazoa; Cnidaria; Anthozoa; Malacalcyonacea; Plexauridae
Source: the annotation of a GenBank genome assembly